AUGGUUUUAGAAAGAAAAACUUCUACAACUCAAAUUACAAAUUUUCAAUUAAAAAAUGUCAUAGGACUUUACCCCGGAGGGAGCCCUUCCAGAAAUUCUCGAAGGCCAGGGUCGAGCCCAGGCCUAAGAGGGGGUUUGGAAAUAGUUUUCAACCAGCAAUAGACGCGCUUCGGUUAGAACCUCACUAGCUGCGUCAUUGCCCCAAGCGCAAAGAUGCUUUCUAACUUCAUCUCUCUUUCAUUUUAUAUCCCAUCCCCACUUCUCUAUCCGAGGUU
Messenger RNA from Benincasa hispida (wax gourd), 275 nucleotides. RefSeq names its product syntaxin KNOLLE-like protein. Lineage: Eukaryota; Viridiplantae; Streptophyta; Magnoliopsida; Cucurbitales; Cucurbitaceae. The record is from RefSeq and is a predicted model, not a curated record.